Molecule: messenger RNA, 5458 nt
Organism: Diatraea saccharalis (sugarcane borer)
Lineage: Eukaryota; Metazoa; Arthropoda; Insecta; Lepidoptera; Crambidae
Source: the annotation of a GenBank genome assembly
CAUACUUUAACCCCCUAAUAUUUGAUCCGUUCUCACAUAACCAACUGUGCGGAUGCUUUUAAAACAUUCCUAAACUAUAGCAUAGAAUUGCCAUCACAAAACUAAGACAACAUAAUAAUCUUGUAACAGAUGGUAACACUUAUUGUGAUUUGCUGCGCGUCCAUGUCAAGAGAUUUUCGUUUGUGUAACACGGGAUCAAUAGAAAUGUGGAAUCUUGACUUAUUUAAUAAAAUAAUUUAUCUCAUUUGAACUAUUCGAACGAAUCAACAUCUAACUUUAGUGUCAAACUAAACACGGUAACAUGAUUAAAGGCGACCUCGGCAACCAUUAGUUCAGAGCAGACAGUGAAGUGAAAUGACGGGGCUGUCCUUUAUUCGUAACAAAGUGAAGUAGUAACAUAGAAAAUCGAGCAUACUAUUUAUGUGCAUUAUGUAGUGAGAGUGUGUCUUUGCGUCAUUUAUUACUUACUUAAUACCGUGUUUUGGUCAUCGCGUGUAUAUUAUGUGGACGAGAUGAUGUGGAUGUUUGCGGUGGCUGCGGCCGCGGCCCUGACAGCGCUCAGUGUCAGCGGGGAACAGGUGCUUCUUUUAGACACCACUACAGAGGCGACCCUGGGAUGGACGAGGUUCCCAUAUGGACCGCAAGCGAGUACACCAGGUUGGCUUGAAGAAUCGUAUACGAAUUUCGAGAAACAAAUCAACUGGCGAUCGUACGUGGUUUGUGACGUCGCUCACCAUAAUGUCAACAACUGGCUGUGGACACCAUUCAUAGAAAGACGAAAUGCUAAUCGUAUAUACAUCGAAAUUAAGUUUACGAUUCGUGAUUGUUCAUUGUUCCCUGGCAAUGCAUUGAGCUGCAAAGAGACUUUUAGCCUUUUGUAUUACGAGUUUGAUGUCGCCACACGAGAACAGCCUCCUUGGGAACCUGAUAGUUACAAACUUGUUGGUAGAAUAGCUGCAGGUGAAGGUAGAUUCAAUACUAACUCUGAAGUGGACAUAAAUACUGAGGUCAAAAGUAUAGCUGUGACAAAGAGAGGUGUUUACUUUGCCUUCAGAGAUCAAGGAGCAUGUAUUUCAAUAUUAGCUGUAAAAGUAUAUUACAUUACAUGUCCAGAGGCAACAGUAAAUUUUGCUAGAUUCCCUGCCACACCAACAGGAAGAGAAGUCACAGUGAUUGAACAAGCUAAUGGCACUUGUGUGGAGAAUGCUGAGAUUGCUCCUGGUGAAGCUCCCCCUGUAUACUUAUGUAAAGGAGAUGGUAAGUGGACCCUUCCCAGUGGUUCAUGUAAGUGUCGUGCAGGUUUUGAGCCUGAUCAUCAUAAUCAAGUUUGUAAUAAAUGCCAACCAGGAAAAUUUAAGUCUCAUACUGGAGAUGAUCCUUGUGUAGCAUGCCCUGAUUUUUCUGAAUCUACUAUUUUUGCAGCAAGUGAAUGUAAAUGUGUACCUGGAUUCUUUAGAGCUAAAAAGGAUCCAAAAAACGUUCCAUGUACACAACCACCAUCAGCACCUGAUAAUUUGACUGUUACAUUUGCUGAUCAAUUUUCAAUAGCCCUUACCUGGCAGCCUCCACAUAAAAAUGGGGGAAGAAAUGAUGUUACGUAUCGUAUACAUUGUUCUAAUUGUGGUCCUAGUGUUGAAUAUAGACCUGCUUCUAGUGGUUUAAAUUCUACUAGAGUGACUAUUAUAGGUCUGGAUCCUGUAACUGAAUAUAAAUUUCAAGUAUUUGCUGAAAAUGGUGUUACUGAGUUAACAGGAGAGCCACCAAAGAAGGUGGAAAUAACAGCUAUAACUGAGGCUUCUGUUGUUAGUGUGGUAUCAAAAUUAAGAGUCCUUAGUGUAGAAAGUGAUAAAUUGUCAGUUGCUUGGAAUCCACCACCCAUUGAUUUGACAGACCCAGAUGAUACAAUAGAAAGUUAUGAAGUGAAGUGUUUUGCUAAAGAUAAUUUUGAUAAGAAUGGGAAUGCUACCUUAAAGAUCACUAAAGAGCCUCACAUGACUAUUACUGGCUUGAAAAGUGAUACUGAAUAUGGUAUAAGAGUGAGAGCAAAAAUGAAAAGGGGAUGGGGUGAGUUUAGUGGAAUAGUCUAUGCCCACACAGGAUCAGUAUUAGAGACCACUUUUGUAGGUGAAGAAGAAGGAGCACAAGUCAGAUUGGUUGCAGGGGUUAUGGUUGCAGUUGUUGUUCUCUCUGUAGUUGCUAUUAUUGCAACUGUGCUAUUUUUAAGAUCACGUGCUGAUGAUGAGUGCGAUAAAAAACAACCUAAUGAUUGCAAUGCACUAAACUAUCGUAAUGGUGAAGUUUAUACAGGUCCUGAGAGACCUGCUAAAACCAGUAGUAAUGCUACUACUCCAUUGUUUGCUGGCACUGGCUCUAGAACAUAUAUUGAUCCGCACACUUACGAAGAUCCUAAUCAAGCAGUGAGAGAAUUCGCUCGUGAAAUUGAUGCUUCUUGUAUUACUAUAGAGGCAAUUAUUGGUGGUGGUGAAUUUGGUGAUGUAUGUCGUGGAAAACUUAAACUGCCAGCUAGCUGCGGCCAAGAAAUUGAUGUUGCUAUUAAAACUCUCAAACCAGGAUCCACAGAGAGAGCAAGAAGAGAUUUUUUGGCUGAAGCUUCAAUAAUGGGACAGUUUGAACAUCCUAAUGUUAUAUUUUUGCAAGGUGUAGUUACUAAAUGCAACCCUAUCAUGAUUAUUACAGAAUUCAUGGAAAAUGGUUCAUUGGACACAUUUUUAAGGGCAAAUGAUGGCAAGUUUCGAGUUUUGCAGUUAGUAGGAAUGCUACGUGGUAUAGCUACUGGAAUGCAAUAUCUAUCUGAGAUGAAUUACAUCCAUAGAGACCUGGCUGCUCGUAAUGUACUUGUCAAUUCACAGCUUGUGUGCAAAAUAGCUGACUUCGGUUUAUCUCGUGAAAUAGAAUCUGCAGCUGAUGGUGCAUACACAACUCGUGGUGGUAAAAUACCAGUAAGGUGGACAGCACCAGAAGCUAUUGCUUUUAGGAAAUUUACUUCAGCUAGUGACAUAUGGUCAAUGGGUAUUGUUUGUUGGGAAGUGAUGAGCUUUGGAGAACGUCCUUAUUGGAAUUGGAGUAAUCAGGACGUAAUCAAGUCGAUAGAGAAGGGAUAUCGUCUUCCUGCACCUAUGGAUUGCCCAGAAGCUGUUUACCAGCUAAUGCUUGAUUGUUGGCAAAAGGAGAGAACACACAGACCAACAUUCUCAAGUAUUGUCAAAACAUUGGAUAAACUUAUUCGUUGCCCUGACACAUUAAGAAAGAUAGCUCAAAACCGUUCAGCAGAUCCUCUUGCAGGUGAUACUCCAGACUUGAAUCAGUUCUCAUCCGUUGAAGAGUGGUUGGAGUGUAUAAAAAUGUCACGAUACAUUGAGAAAUUUCGUGCUGCAGGUAUUACAGAUAUGGAGGCUGUUGUAGAUUUGACAGUUCACCAGUUGGCGACCCUUGGCGUUACGCUCGUUGGACAUCAGAAAAAAAUCAUGAAUAGUGUCCAAAGUAUGCGUGCUCAGAUACGCGUCAGUGGGCCUUAUGGGUUUCUUGUGUGAAUUUUCGUAAAGUGCAAUUCGGAAAGUAGUAUGAUUGAGGAGAUGAUUUUACAAUGAGCAGUUUCUGUAAUAAAUGUGUACAUCAAAAACAAUGUGAAAACAAUGAUCUCUCGAUGAGCAGCUAAAGUGGACAAUUCUUUGCCAUAAUCUUUGAAAAAAAAAAUACAUCUUCAAUAAAUGCAUUUUGUAUAUUUUUCUAAAAGCAAAUGUCAUAGAAUAAGAUGUAGAAUAAAAGACAACUUUUCAUAAAAAGUAAAAAAAUAUCAUACUAAAUUAGUAUUGGUUAUAUUUUUUCCAUGUAAUAAAUAUAGGUACUGUUGUAUGUGUGUGCUAAGUGUAUUUUAGUGAUUGGCUUUUUGACUUUAAUAUUUGUUGUCUAUUUCAUCUUAUAAUACCAACUGAAUGAUUGUGUUAUAAAAAUUUGUAGAUUGUGUGAUAAUGAAUCAACAUAAAAAAUUCAAGUUAACCAUAAGUUUUCAUUAAAGCCUUAUUUAAUAUUUUUGUUUGGGUCAAAAAUCCAAUUACUAUAUAAACCAUACAGUAUGUAAGAGCAUCUGGCCUAAAUUUAUCAUUGUGAUUAUUGAUUUUCAAUACUUAUAAGCUUUAUUAUGCUACCGUCUUGAAAUUUGUGUACAACGAAGAAAUGAAAGCCAUUAUUUAUGUUACUCAAUAAUAUCUAUUAUCAUUUAUCUCUUCUGUAAAGGCAGUUUUAAAGAUAAAUCAACAUACCAUCACUAUAGAUGAUUUUUAAUGUAUAAAGCUGCUAAAACUAAUCUAUCUAGACUGAUGUUCAUAUUUGUGAUUGUUUUAUAAUGAAUUUUAUAUUAUUAUUUUAUUUUUUAAAGAAAUUGUACUUAAUAACUUGAGAUUUAGUUUUAAGAGAGAUUGUGGAAAUUUUUUUCAAAAAGUACAAGAAAUAGCAUUUUGCAAUGAGUAUGCAAGCUUUUUUCGGGCAUGUAAUGAUUUUAUUUACAUAAUUGUAAAAAUAGAGUAUAAAAAUGUAGUUAGCUAAUUUGACAUAUAAUUAUGUGUAUAUUAUUGACAAUUUGAUCCCAAAAGUUUAUACUAUGGUAAAAUAAAGUGUCAAAUACUCGUACCAUUGCCAUUUGUUCUAUUUUUUAUUUCUUUUAGUAAUAUAAUUGUGUAACUUUUACUGCCAAUGUGAUCAAGCUGAGGUAUUAUGGUUCUUAAACUUUAAACUAAGACAAUUCAUUUAUUUACAUAUAUUUAACAAUUUUUACACUGCAUUGUACAAAAGGCUGAGUUUAUGUUAAUUUUAGUGUAAUAUAAUUAGACAUUUGUAAAGCUAUGUUCUGAAUUCUUACAAAUAAUCUGAUAUGAUAAAAUAUUGUUUAUACAAAAAUAUCUAUACAUACAUCUGAUAUUUUUGUUAAUAAAUAAUGUUUUAUUGUGUGUAUUCAAAACAAUUGUGUAUCCUUAAUUUAAUUUUUUUUAUACUCGCAAAUCAAUUUUUUAAGAUCUAGUUGAAAUACGAAUAUUGCCAAUAUAGUAAUUAUAAGUGCUUUGCCUAUUGCCUGAGAUGAAGUUUACAAACACCUACUUAACAAACUGAGCUAUGCGACUUUUAUUGUAUUUUACUGCUGCUAGCGAAUUCAGCUCUGCUAUUAUUUGUUGUCAAAUGUGUUUUACUAUUAAUUGAUAAUUAUUUAUUUUCAUAAAUGUAACAAAAAUAUAUAAUUUGUGAUGAAAAGAUUAUCAAUAGUUUGGCUCGUUAUAUUUUACACACUAAUAGAAUUUGAAUAGAAUCCUAUUAAUUCUGCUUAAGUCAUACCAUAUUAUAAUUUAUAUUUUGUAUAGUACGACUAAGUACUACUAACUAACGCAAGUUUCUAAGGCAGAUGAAAAAACGGUAAAGUAUUAUAUGGGUGGUAAAAGUACACUGUACG